AUGUACAAAUUAAAAACUCUUCCCUCUCGACAAAUUGACAAAUUCAAAGCACGGUUAGGAGCUCAAGGAUUAUCUCAACAGUUUGGAGUCAAUUACAACGAAACCUUUAGCCCCGUAGCUAAAGUUCCUACAAUUCGCAUACUACUCACACUCGCUCUACACCGCAACUGGCAGAUACAACAAUUGGAUGUCUCAAACGCGUUUCUACAUGGAGAACUCUCCGAAGAUGUAUACAUGAGGCAACCAACAGGGUUCGUUGAUUCUCAGCUUCCAAACCACGUAUGCAAAUUACACAAGUCUCUAUACGGACUUAAACAAGCUCCGCGUCAAUGGUUCAAGAAACUCACCACAUUUCUUCUUCAAUUUGGUUUCAGGUUUAGUCGCUCUGAUCCUUCUCUACUCCUUUAUACAAAUAAAAAUGUGCAUCUCUACUUCCUAAUAUAUGUCGACGAUAUUCUCUUAACAGGAAACGACGAUACAACACUCAAACAUCUUCUCGAACAUCUGCAAGCUACGUUUAAGAUCAAGCAAAUAGCUGCUGUCUCGUUAUAUCUGGGCAUUCAAGUCACGCAAUCUCCAAAUCGGAUACUCUUACAGCAGACUCACUAUGCCAACCAAAUUCUGGACAAAACCGGCUUCUCGAAUUGCAAGCCCGUUGCCACUCCAAUGAUCUCCAAAUCCACACCAACCAGUCACUACAUCCAGCCAUACUCGAACCCAAAGCUCUACCGCACCAUUGCUGGCUCACUACAGUAUCUUUCCAUCACACGACCUGACAUCGCCUUUGUCGUUAACUCCAUUUGUCAACACAUGCACAACCCCAUAAUAAAAGACUUCCUUACUCUUAAAAGGCUGCUAAGAUACAUCAAGGACACUCCUACCAUCGGACUACAGAUUGAUCGACAUGAUCUACAGCUGCGAACAUUCGUUGAUGCGGAUUGGGUGGAAGAUUCUGCAGACCGGAAAUCUAUCACCGGCCACUGCACCUUUCUUGGCUCAACACUAAUCUCCUGGUGUUCCAAGAAGCAAACUACAGUAGAAAAAUCAUCUACCGAGGCUGAAUAUAGGGCACUUUCCUCGGCCGUCUCUGAGGUCCUCUGGCUUCGCCUACUUGUUGAAGAACUCCAUCUUCCGCAGACAUCGCCAACUGUCAUUCACUGUGACAAUACAUCAGCAAUUGCUUUGGCACAUAAUCCCGUCUUCCACGCACGAACGAAACACAUCGAAAUAGACCACCACUUCAUCCGCGAUCAUCUUGACUCCGGGCACAUCUCGGUCACACACCUCAGUUCCAUCGAUCAGAUCGCCGACAUCUUCACCAAACCGCUGUCCGCUACAAG
Dendrobium catenatum is the source of this 1340-nucleotide messenger RNA. RefSeq lists its product as uncharacterized. The annotation marks the transcript as partial. The record is from RefSeq and is a predicted model, not a curated record. NCBI's taxonomy places the organism in Eukaryota, Viridiplantae, Streptophyta, Magnoliopsida, Asparagales, Orchidaceae. The transcript has a single exon.